UUUUACUGUUCACGGUUUACAUCCAACGGACCAAGUCAGUCCAAAAACACCUAGCUUAAAAUCGUUUUUCUGUCCAACCCCGUUGCGGUUGCUGACGUCACCGGCGGUCACAAUGCACGGCCAUCCUUGUACUCACAGUCACAGUACCACUUCUCCCACUUGUCCCCUUCACUCCGAAUUCGAUUCUCUCUCUCUCUCUCUGUUGUACCACCUUAACCUAUACCUACGGCGCACGUUAGCCCCGUAGUGCCCACCCCCUACCAACAAAACAAAAUUACCACCACCAACGCCCGACAGCUACAUAAUCAUCAUCAACAAAAGCAUGGAACCUCGUGGGUCCCAAACCAACCGGCGAGCUCACGCGUCUCCCGGCGGAGGGCGCGAAGACUGUUGGUCCGAAGGUGCGACGGAGACGCUGAUCGAGGCGUGGGGAGACCGUUAUGUUAAACUUAACCGUGGAAAUCUCCGUCAGAAGGACUGGAAAGAAGUGGCCGAGUCCGUUAACGCCCGUCAAGACGGUGUUAAGCAGAAGAAAACGGACAUCCAGUGCAAGAACCGGAUCGAUACGUUGAAAAAGAAGUACAAAAUCGAGAAAGCCAAACCUCCGCCGUCAAAAUGGCCAUUUUAUUACCGUCUCGAUUCACUAAUCGGCACUGACGCCGCCAAAAAACCAACGACCACCGUCACUUUGAGAGUUAAACCAAAGCCGAACGCAUACGCUGUUGGGAGAUCAAAGUCAACGGAGAGGGAUUUAUCGUCGAACGGUGAUGAUGGAGAAGAAGAAGAGGAUGAGGAAGAGGAUGAGGAAGAUGUGGUGGUGGUAAAAAAGGUGCAGCGGAUGGAGGAUGUCGAUUUUUCGGAUGUAGCGGCAUGUAGGGAAUUGGCGAGGGCAAUAUUGAAAUUUGGGGAAAUCUAUGAGAAAAUUGAGAGUGAAAAACAAAAGCAAAUGAUGGAGUUGGAGAAGGAGAGAAUGAAGGUUAUAAAAGAUAUUGAGUGUGAAAGAAUGAAUAUAUUCAUGGGGUCUCAAUUGGAGAUCCAGAAACUGAAGCAACAGAAUCGCCCUGCCAGCUCAUCAGAGUUCUCCAUCUUUAAAGUGAUCAAUGUAUGAGGUUGGCUCUUUCGAAGGACAGAUGAUGAUUUGCCUAUUCGCCUCCUAUUUAAAUGAUGUUUACUGCCCAUGUGCGCAUGAUGGGAGAAAUGGAGACAAAUGUUUUAGUUUUUUACUGCUAUCAAAGUAAAUAAAAUUCUGUGGAGGGUUGAGCAAGCCAUUCCAUUUAAGAGCAACCCAUUCCAUUUAAGAGCAACCCAAACUAGGACAUGGGUUUUGUACUGAUAGCAGUCAAGACUGAGCACUGAUAGCUACUUCAUAUUUCUUGGGACAUUUGCCGACUAUGAAUUUAAUGAAUUUCAGUGCAUCUAAUUUUAUCUACUCAUUCAUUAGAGGCUACAGCCCACCCAUCCCUUGUAAUUCCAUGAAAAUUAAUA
Messenger RNA from Pistacia vera, 1485 nucleotides. Its product is annotated as trihelix transcription factor ASIL2-like. The transcript is spliced from 2 exons. Gene Ontology annotation, cellular component: nucleus. Gene Ontology annotation, molecular function: transcription cis-regulatory region binding. Lineage: Eukaryota; Viridiplantae; Streptophyta; Magnoliopsida; Sapindales; Anacardiaceae. The record is from RefSeq and is a predicted model, not a curated record. Bases 323 to 1108 code for a protein of 261 amino acids.